AGAGACCCAAGCUGAGCCUAACUGGCCGAAAGAGUCUCCAGACUUGGUCACUGUUACCUGAGGAAAAGUAGCUGUCCCAUGCACUGUGGCUGUCCCGGCCAUGUAGGGAGCAGCAGCUGGCAAGGAGUCAGGGGAAUCAAGCCUUAGAAAGAGGAAGAGUCUGCCAAGGGAGCUGGGAGAGCAGCCCUGCCAGGGCUGCUGUUGGCUGAGGGAGAGGAGGAGGGCCAUGCCAUCCAGACCCAACAAGAGGUCAAAGACUACAAAAUUCCUAACGACAGAAACUAAGACUUCAGAAACUCCAAGCUGCAUCAAGUUGAGGAAGUAUUCAAACCAAACCACUGAGCGAGCAUCCUUCCAAACCCAUGAUGUCUAAACUCUCAGCCGUAGACGUUGUAGACGUCGGGGUUCCAGCUCCAUCUUUGCACACAUAAUCCAGGAAGCCGCUAGCUCUCGAUGUCUUCUGUCAAGUUAUGGCUCAAUGGUGCGUCAUCGAUCUCUCUCGUGGGCUCUGAAGAACUGGAGAACCUAGGAUUUGUGGGCAAAGGCGGGUUCGGAGCCGUGUUCCGGGCACGCCACACAGCAUGGAACCUUGAUGUAGCAGUCAAGAUCGUGAACUCGAAGAAGAUAUCCAGGGAGGUGAAGGCUAUGGUGAAUCUUCGUCAUGAGAACGUGCUGCUCCUGCUGGGGGUCACUGAGAACCUCGAGUGGGACUACGUGUACGGGCCGGCUCUGGUGACAGGAUUCAUGGAGAACGGCUCCCUCUCAGGGCUGCUGCAACCUUCAUGCCCUCGGCCCUGGCCUCUCCUCUGUCGCCUGCUAGAGGAAGUGGUGCUGGGGAUGUGCUACCUACACAGCUUGAACCCUUCGCUACUGCACCGGGACCUCAAGCCCUCCAAUGUUCUGCUGGAUCCAGAGCUCCACGCCAAGUUAGCAGACUUUGGCCUGUCCACAUUUCAGGGAGGGUCACAGUCAGGGUCAGGGUCAGGAUCGAGAGAUUCUGGGGGCACCCUAGCUUACUUGGCCCCAGAGCUGUUGGAUAAUGACGGAAAGGCUUCUAAAGCAAGUGAUGUUUACAGUUUUGGGGUCCUCGUGUGGACAGUGCUGGCUGGAAGAGAAGCUGAGGUGGUAGACAAGACCUCACUAAUUCGUGGAGCAGUGUGUAACAGGCAGAGGCGACCUCCAUUGACAGAGCUGCCUCCGGACAGCCCUGAGACUCCUGGCUUAGAAGGACUGAAGGAGUUAAUGACGCAUUGCUGGAGUUCUGAGCCUAAAGACAGGCCAUCCUUCCAAGACUGUGAAUCAAAAACCAAUAAUGUUUACAUCCUGGUACAGGACAAGGUAGAUGCUGCUGUCUCCAAGGUAAAGCAUUAUCUGUCUCAGUACAGAAGCAGUGACACAAAGUUGUCUGCCAGAGAGUCCAGCCAAAAAGGUACAGAGGUGGAUUGCCCCAGGGAAACCAUAGUUUAUGAAAUGCUGGACCGCCUGCAUCUGGAGGAGCCCUCUGGAUCAGUUCCUGAAAGACUCACAAGUCUUACUGAGAGGAGAGGAAAGGAAGCAUCAUUUGGGCAUGCCACACCAGCAGGGACAUCAUCUGACACCUUGGCUGGCACUCCCCAAAUUCCACAUACUUUACCCUCCAGAGGCACAACACCUAGGCCAGCCUUUACUGAGACUCCAGGUCCUGACCCCCAAAGGAAUCAGGGAGAUGGAAGAAACAGCAAUCCUUGGUACACCUGGAACGCACCAAAUCCAAUGACAGGGCUACAGUCUAUUGUCUUAAACAACUGUUCUGAAGUGCAGAUUGGACAACACAACUGCAUGUCAGUACAACCGAGAACUGCCUUUCCCAAGAAGGAGCCAGCACAGUUCGGCAGGGGUAGGGGCUGGUAGCCCGUCCACGUCCACGAGUAGACUUCGGAGAGGACCUGCAAGUGCCUGAAGCAGGAAAUACACCAUUCAGGCAGCCAGUAUAAAUAGAGUGAAAAUAAAAGCACUUUCUAAGCAACCUGAA
This is a messenger RNA of Rattus norvegicus (Norway rat), 2011 nucleotides long. It is a transcript of the gene Ripk3, whose product is annotated as receptor-interacting serine-threonine kinase 3. The coding region runs from base 454 to 1890 and encodes 478 amino acids. Gene Ontology annotation, cellular component: cytosol; cytoplasm; nucleus. The transcript has 12 exons. The record is from RefSeq and is marked validated. Lineage: Eukaryota; Metazoa; Chordata; Mammalia; Rodentia; Muridae. Gene Ontology annotation, biological process: necroptotic process; positive regulation of necroptotic process; intracellular signal transduction. Gene Ontology annotation, molecular function: protein serine kinase activity; ATP binding; protein kinase activity.